CGCCGAACUCCCUGUUAACCUCUCCGUCGAUCACCUCACCUGGGACUGGAAGGAGUUACCUCAGGCGUUGCAGCGAGCAGCGUAGGGCCAGGGCGAGAUCGAGCCGGUGCAGGACGGGAUAAGGAGACGGCGGCGGCGGGAGACGAGAGGAUGGGACGCGACGGCGGGGUCGUCUGGCCGGGCGCGGGUCGCAGCUGCGAGCUCUGCGGCGCGCCCGCGGCCGUGCACUGCGCAGCGGACGCGGCGUUCCUCUGCGCCGCCUGCGACGCCAAGGUGCACGGCGCCAACUUCCUCGCGUCGCGGCACCGCCGCACGCGCCUCGCCCCGGCCGCGGCGCGGUGCGGCGCCGCGUUGGAGUCGUCGUCGUCGGAGGAGGACGGGCACGCGUCCGCGGCGAGCUCCUGCGUGUCCACGGCCGACUCGGCGUCCACGGCGUCGGCCGCGCGGCGGAGGCGCGGGGGGCGAGCACGGGCUGCGACUGGGAGGACGCCGGGGCGGGGCGCGGCCGCGCGCCGCGCCGAGGCGGUGCUCGAGUGCUGGGCCAAGCGGAUGGGCCUCGCGCCGGGGGCCGCGCGCCGUCGCGCCGCGGCGGCAUGGCGCGCGCUCCGAGCCAGCGGCGCCGACGCCGUCGCCGCCCGCGUCCCGCCUCGCGUCGCCAUGGCCGCCGCGCUCUGGUGGGAGGUGGCGGCGGCGAGCGGCGGUGCCAGCCACGGCGAUGCGCUGCGGCGGCUGGAGGCGUGCGCGCACGUGCCGGUGAGGCUGGUGGUGGCGGUGGCCACGUCCCUGGCGCGCGCCCGCGCCCGCAGGCGGACCGCGGAGGAGGGCUGGGACGAGUGUGCGUGGGCCGGGCCCAAGUCCAACCCGGCACGUUCCUGAUCUCCCUUUCUUUUCUUUCUUGUGCUUGCCGAGCGAGCCACGUGUCCUCCUCCAACUCGAGCAUGACUCAUGGAUGUCUGAUGCGAAACAACAAACCUCACAAUUUGUGGACCUUGUUUGUUAUCGUUUGCCUCCGUGCUAAGCAAACCUAAAAUCUCGUGUAAUGGGGUUAUUUGAUUAGACUUGUGACUUGUGAGCUAAUUGUGGCUCAAGUGUGGUAUUUAGGUAGGGACAACGUUUGCAAAAUUGCAAUGAUUUCGCAGUGUAUGUUUUUCGAGAAGAGAUUGGGAUUUAAGUGUGUUGCAAACUUGCAAUUGACAAACUAUACAAGAUGAUGGUUUUUUCUGCUCA
Messenger RNA from Setaria italica (foxtail millet), 1227 nucleotides. Its product is annotated as B-box zinc finger protein 32. The record is from RefSeq and is a predicted model, not a curated record. Lineage: Eukaryota; Viridiplantae; Streptophyta; Magnoliopsida; Poales; Poaceae. The coding region runs from base 151 to 876 and encodes 241 amino acids. The transcript has a single exon. Gene Ontology annotation, molecular function: zinc ion binding.